Messenger RNA from Lolium rigidum, 2001 nucleotides. RefSeq lists its product as uncharacterized. Lineage: Eukaryota; Viridiplantae; Streptophyta; Magnoliopsida; Poales; Poaceae. The coding region runs from base 1 to 2001 and encodes 666 amino acids. Gene Ontology annotation, molecular function: nucleic acid binding; zinc ion binding. The record is from RefSeq and is a predicted model, not a curated record. The transcript is spliced from 5 exons.
AUGGAGUUUCAGUACCGCGCAGGCGACGCCCGCGCACGCAGCCCGUCGAGGUCGACGGGGGCUGCGGCUACGUCGGCGAACUCCGAGUCCGCUGCCACGCGUGUCCGAGAUGACUACGGCGGUGAUCGCUCCGGGUACGACGGGGAGAGUUCCGAGGCCUUGGCGCCGCGGCCGGCGUCUGACCAGGACGAGCUGCGGCGCCAGGCGGCCAAGGAGAGGAUACGGGAGCGGAUCCUGCGGGAGGAGGCUGAAACGUUGGCGCUCGAGGCGGAGGUCCGGCGCGAGCUUAUAGAGGAGCUGCGAUCUCAGCUCGCGCGGUCGGCGGGCGCUUCCGCCAAAGGGUCGGAAGCCAAGGCCACGCCCGCGGCCCACCCGCCAUCGCUGAAAACGCAGAUUCCACGCGAGGUCGGAUCGAAACCAGAUAUGCCAGCAGCCUUGCCAGCCAAGCGGAAAAUUCAUCAUGUCCCUGCUGCAUCCAAUGUUUCGGCGGCAACAAGCAGCAAGAAGCUGAAGCCGGAUUUGACUUGCACGGUGUGCAGCAUCACGGCAACCAGUGAGACUGCCAUGCAAGAGCACCUAAAAGGGAAGAGCCACGGGAGGAGGACCGCUAAGCUUGCGCUGCCACUGACUGGAGCAGGUCAACAUGAGGUUAGUUCAAAGAUAAAUGGAUCGGCAGCCUGGCCAGCCGAGGGGGAAAACCCUAACAUGGCCGUCGCUCCGACGGUUUUUGCUGCCACGAGCAGCAACGAGCAGAAGUCAGACUUGACUUGCACGGUGUGCGGCAUCACAUCAACCAGUCAGAAGGCCAUGCAAGAUCACCUCGAAGGGAAACUCCACAGGAAGAAGGCCGCGAUGCUCCCGCAGCCAAUGCCGAAGGAGGACGUGGCCAGCCUGAAACCAAAUGCAUCAGCAGCAGCUCUAAAUGGCAUCAUGGCGACGGGAGAGAAGGGCAUGCAAGAUCACUUCAAAGGGAAGGAUCACAUGAGCAAGGCCGCAGCGCUUGCGCAGCCGCCGCGGGAGGAGUCCGCAGAGCACGGCUGCCAGGAAGAGGCAGAGGAGGAAGGUGCCUACAUGCCGAAGAUAUACAGCAUUGGGACCGGCUCUGGGAAUUCGUGCGAGGUAGUGCAGAUGAGCGGGUUCCUGCUCUGCGAGGUGUGCAACGUGAAGGUCGCCAACCUUGUCACGAUGGCGUGCCACGUCCGGGGGCGCAAGCACAUCUCCAAGGCCAAGCAGAAGGAAGAUCAGGGCCGAGCUAUGGAGGUCAAUGGCGUGCGCCGAGUGGACGGCUUCCUGCUGUGCGAGCUCUGCGACGUGAAGACAGAGUCGGAGACUGUCAUGCGGACUCACUUGUCCGGUAAGAAGCACACCAGCAAACAGAAGGCCGCCGUUGACGCCGGUGCAUGUGGAAAAACUGUGCUAGCACAGGAGAUAACAAAUGGGGAUGUGGCUUUGGGAGCCAGCGUCGACAUAACCGUGACUCCAGGACAGCAGCCGAAUCAGGCUGCGGGCGCCGCCGCCGCCGUGGUCGGCGACUCCAGCAAGAUGGAGGUAGUGCCAUCGGCAACGCCUCGAGAGGAUGGGGCCGCCCCGGUUUGUGCCAGUUUCUCCGUGGCGCCCAUGGAAGUAGAUGAAUAUACAGAGGCUGGAGAUCGUACUGCCAAAGCUGAAGAAGAGAAACUGGAUGCCGAAGAAGAGGAAGCUGUUGAGACCAAUGGCAUCGCCGCCGUGUCUGCCAACGAGUUUAAGAUCCAGGUGGAGGGCAAGUUGUGCAUCGUGCUGCAGCAGGCGGAUGGAAGUUUCUCGUGCGGGCUGUGCAACCUGCAUGGCUGCAGCAAGUACGGCAUGGCGGAUCACCUCUACACGCCGGAGCACUUGGACAGAGCCCGUCUCUCCGAGCAGAAGGAGGAGCAGGCAACGAAGGCAGCGCCGGCGGGGGUGAGCAACGACAGCGAUGGUGUAGUCAUCCCGUUCGCUGAUGGAGCGGCUCAGGUAGAGAACUGA